AGCGUGUAGUCUUACGCCCCCCGCGAAGCAUCCCCUUGUCCCACAAACAGCCAGCAGCGAGUCUACACUCUACCCAUCUACACUACUACCAUCAUGCUUUCAUCCCUCAGAAUUUCCGCAAGAAGAGCUGCUGCUGCGGCCCCUUCAGCCGGCAACAAAUUACACAAAGGGGUCGUAGCAUCAUCAUCAGCUGGGAGCAGCGGCAGCAUCAUAGAACAAACCGCGUGCCGAGCGUUCGCUACCGUACCAGGACCCCGCCUGUUCGACUACGACACGGUGACCUCCGUGCUGAAGCAGAGCGAUGCCGUGGAGGCGGUCGAGGCCGCGUUCGGGAUGCUCGCGAAGGGGAAGGUCGACGUGCCCAUCCCGAUGCACAUCGGCAUCGACGAGUCCGAGAAGGCCGGACCGGGAGACUGCCACAUCAAGGGCGGCUACAUCUCGGGCACCUCGACGUGGACCGUCAAGCUAGCGAACGUGUCGUUCUACAAGAAUGUGGAGAAGGGCCUUCCCGCCGGAUCGGGCAUCUUCGUCGUCUGCGACGCUACCAACGGCGCUCCCCUCGCCAUCUUCCAGGAGAACCGGUUCCUGACCGACCUGCGGACCGGCGCCGCGGGGGCGGUGUCCGUCAAGCACUUCGCGGCCCGUCACCACAAGAAGGUCGGCUUCGUGGGCGCCGGCGUCAUCGCCGCGGCGAUGGCGCGGGGCUCCAAGUGCGUGCACGAGUUCGACGAGGGCUUCGCGUACGGGCUGGACGUGGUGAAGACGAAGGAGUGGGCCGACGAAAUCGAGGCGGAGCUGGGGUACAAGGUGGUUGAGCUGGACUGGUUGCGACCGCACGCGACCAUCAUCGCGAGCGGAUCAGACCAGCCCACCAAGAACGAGAUCCCGGCUGAGGUACAGAAGGCGAGCAAGAUGGUGUGCGACCUGGUAAGGCAGUGCGAGCAGGUCGGGGAGCUGCGCAGCGCCAUCAAGGCCGGGGUCAUGACGAGGGACGACGUCUACGCGGAGAUCGGGGACGUUGUGAACGGCGACAAGCCCGGCAGGACCGGGGAGGAGCUUAUCCUUGUCGACCUUACCGGUACAGGUGCUCAGGACGCCGCAAUCGGGCAGGUGGCUUGGGACAUUCUUUCCAAGCACUAGAAGCGAUUGGACGUCGAACCUCUACAGCAGUACGAAACUAUAACGCAUAUUGACGAGUGUAGAAGACGAAGCGUUUUUUUUUGUGUGUUCACCUGACGUCAUGCCUAAGUUGGUGAGGGCGCGUAAGGUAAUUGAUUUCGUCAAACUCUUUGUUCCGAGGGCGUUUGGACAGGUUACUGCGAUGACUUGGGUUGCGGUUUACGAGUCCCUCCUCACAAAUCGGCGAAGGUCAAGCGUGAUGGCUGACGGGGAGUGUUGUACAUAUUUUGCUUCGAGGAGAUGUAAGUGGACGUUGUCUGAUCGUAAGGGAAAAAGUCUCGAGAGAAAGAAAAGCGGGGUGGAUGAUGGUCUUGCAUAGGGUCAGAAGUGCUUCCUCUUGCGCACUUACUUGUGGUUUUGUCGGUCUCAUCGACGUAAGCACGGAGGCUUUGGGUGGUUAGCGGUCCGGGUGGGCGACGUAAGCUUUUUUUUGUUUUUUUGCUUCCAUCGUGCCGCGAUUGCUGCCCAACCGGUCGCUCUGCGGCAGCGAGUCGUUUCGACCGUUAGUGAUGUAUAUCGGACAGGAAGAUCGGUUUAGACGCGCUCAAACCACGACCUACGGGAGUUGGACAUACCGCGGUUGGUAUGCAUAUAUACCCGGUAGACAAGACAAGCCCUAUAGCCAUCCCCGGUGACGAUUGACUGUUGUUGCGCUAAGGGGUCUAAAUCCUGUACGAGCGAGUGUGUUGGUGUAAAUAAAGUGUUCAAGCGUUUUAGCUCCGACCUAACGGGCUGCAUGAACACAAGUUUGGUCAUGAAAAUGGUCGCUGCCGUGAGGUCUACACGUUUUGGGGGCUGCCAUCUCAC
Messenger RNA from Ectocarpus siliculosus, 1986 nucleotides. NCBI's taxonomy places the organism in Eukaryota, Phaeophyceae, Ectocarpales, Ectocarpaceae. The record is from the annotation of a GenBank genome assembly.